Molecule: messenger RNA, 381 nt
Organism: Emericellopsis cladophorae
Lineage: Eukaryota; Fungi; Ascomycota; Sordariomycetes; Hypocreales; Bionectriaceae
Exons: 1
Coding region: 1-381 (126 amino acids)
Molecular function (GO): oxidoreductase activity
Source: RefSeq, a predicted model, not a curated record
AUGGUUUACCGCAUCAUAGUGCUAGCGCCACGGAAGGCCGGUGUCACCCACGAGGACUUCAAGGCCCGAUACGAGCAGCACAUGCACCUAGUGGAGGACAUUUGUGGCCGUGACUUGAUGCCUCUCCGCCACACGAGGUCGUACAUACGUCAUGACGUACCGGGCGAUAAGCCUGUCCUACUUGCUGGCAGAGCUGAGGACGUGCGAUGCGACGCAGUCGUGAAUAUUGACUUUGAAGACGAGGCCGCAUUCCAGCGAUUCAUUGGCGCUUUGUCGACAGAGGACGCUAGAGCGAGGAUUGAUGCAGACGAGGCAGGAUUCUGGGACCGAACCGGGAUGAAGGUCGUGGUCGUUGAAGGCAUCGAGGAGACACAGAAAUAA